UCCUCCAGGGCGCAGGACGCACGGCGGACGCGCGUAAAAGCAACCGAGCCGUCUCGCUUUCACGUUGAAUUAUCUCAGUGAUACAGUGUUUAAUUCCCCUCGGCGUGUCCAGUAGAAAAAGUUCGGUCUUUCCUUUGUUUUCAGUGUACGAUACUUCGUUUAGAACCGCAGGUACCGCGGGUGUUUUUUUUUUUUUUUGGCUGUCUUGUUUUCACCCUCUCUCUCUAGCGAACCGGAGGUGUGUUUCCUAUGAUGCGCGAAUAUCACAGGAGUGUUUGCGCCACGCUUUGGAUCCAUAAUGUGAGGAUUUGUGUCGGAAUAAACAAGGACGCUGCUUAAAGGAAAAACCUAAGCUCCCCAGUGUGACCAGUGAAGCUCGUUUAAACCCCCCUAAAGUGCGGAAUGGGGCCGUCAUCCGCACUGCUUCUCAUUGCCUUUUUGGGCUGGGCUGAAGGUUCCUCUCUUCUCUACUCAGACGGCCGCUCCAGCCGCCUCUCGCUGGAGAAAACCUUCGGCCGGUCGGUCAAAGACUCCCAGUGUCAACACAUGCUGAAGCACCUUCACAACGGAGCCCGAAUCACUGUGCAGAUGCCUCCCAAUGUAGAGGGUCACUGGGUGUCCACCAGCUGUGAGGUGAGACCAGGACCGGAGUUCUUGACACGCUCCUACAGUUUCUACGCAAACAACACCUUCCAGGCUCACCAGUUCUACUAUGACGACAACCACUGCACCAAACCUACCUACACUCUGGUCAUCCGGGGUCGUCUGCGCUUACGCCAGGCCUCCUGGAUCAUCCGCGGCGGCACAGAGGCAGAGUACCACCUCCACCGUGUCCAGAUGGUGUGUCAUACAGCCACCGUGGCUAAAGAGCUCAGCCAGAGGCUCAACCACAGCUGCCGAGGGGCAGUGAAGGGCCCCUGGGAGCCAGGUGUGAUCUACGAGCUGUGGAGCGAGGAGGCCGGCUACGACUGCUCCAGGGAGCUUAACUUUGCCAUGCAUGAGCUGCAGCUACUGAGGGUAGAGAAGCAGUACCUUCAUCACAACCUGGAUCACCUGGUGGAGGAGCUGUUUUUAGGAGAUAUCCACACCGAGCCGUCGCAGAGGCUGUACUACAAGCCGUCCAGCUACCAGACCGCCCUGCAAAACGCCAAGAACCACGACCACGGGUGUAUCGCCUGUCGUAUCAUCUACCGCUCUGACGAGUUCCACCCCCCCAUCCUGCCGCCGCGGGCCGACCUGACCAUCGGCUUGUACGGCCAGUGGGUGAGCCAGCGCUGCGAAGUCCGCCCUGAGGUCCUCUUCCUCACCCGCCACUUCAUCUUCCAUGACAACAACCACACCUGGGAGGGCCACUACUACCACUACUCCGACCCCGUCUGUAAACACCCCACCUUCACCAUCUACGCCCGCGGACGCUACAGCCGAGGGCUUCACUCCACUCGAGUCAUGGGCGGGACAGACUUUGUCUUCAAAGUGAACCACAUGAGAGUGACGCCCAUGGACCUGGCCACCACCUCCCUCCUCAACGUCUUCAACGGUAACGAGUGUGGAGUGCAGGGGUCCUGGCAGGUGGGGGUGGAGCAGGAUGUCACCAUAACAAACGGCUGUGUGGCGCUAGGCAUCCGGCUCCCCCAUACAGAGUACGAGCUCUUCCGCAUGGAGCAGGACGCCCACGGCCGCUACCUGCUCUACAACGGCCAGCGUCCCAGCGACGGCUCCAGUCCGGACCAGCCAGAGAAGCGAGCCACGUCUUACCAGAUGCCCCUGGUCCAGUGCUCGGCAAGCAGCCAACCGUCUGACUACAGCCGAGGGGAUGACAGCGACAGGCCUCUGUUGCACCACAACGACUGCACAGGAUGGCACAUAGCCAGUCAGAAACACGCCACCGUGGCGUUGUUUGCGUUCGUCACGUCUGUGCUCCUUUUCUGGCAAAGCUAGAGAGCAGUUGGUGCUUUUUCUACAUAAAGACACAAGGGCGGACUAGGAGACUUGGUUUCCAAAACAACAAAUGUAAACAUUUAACUUUCCCUUUCCGAUGAGAAUGAGGAUGAAGACUGGUGCCCAUGAUCCUCUGAACUCUACCCCAGCUACCAAAGACUCCAACACUGCUGCACCACAGAAACUGCACUUUACAGUGGAACCAAAGACCGACUUGUCUGUUUUCCACAAAUAUACAAAGAUGUCUAUAUCCACACAGACCUGAGACUAUGUUUUAUACAGUGUAUUUACCUAAAACUAUCAAGUCAUUUCUUGGUUUGGUAAUGCAAAACAAAACAAAACAAAAAAAAAGAUUUCAUGCGUGGUAAUGUCUUUUUACAACAAACUCUUUGACAAUAAGCUCCUUGUCUCAAGGAGGUAUGCUUGUGAGUCACCGUUUACAGUAAAAGGGAACUACCGUACUUAUAUUGAAGCAAUUUCUUAAAAUAUAACCUGAACUCCACAGCAGUUUUAUGUCAUCUAUUCCACAUAAAGAUCAUACUGUUAUUUUGGAUACAAUAAAACUCUUUCAUCGGCAGGCAAAUAACUCCUGCCCAUAGCUGCAUCUUCUCCGGUCGAGACUUGACCUUGUUUCCACUGGGGCUAUUUUGAAAUCAUGUGGUACUCAAAUUGGGACUCUCUACCUGGAAAACUGGCAUAUAAACUAGAGUUGCCUCAACAACUGUAAAAUUUGAAAAAUGAAUAUAGCAACUUAGGACUAUUAGGACUUGGACAUUUGGCUAAAGUCAAUUAAAUGUUAAUGAGAAUAAUUUUCUGAUAUCAGUAUGGUAAAUGUAUGCAAAACCACAUUAAACCAAAUUAAUGGAACUAAUUAUGUUCUAGCUUUACAUGUGUAAAGUGUGUCAGUUUUAAAUUACAAUUUAUUUUGAGUCACUGGAGUAGCAGAAUUUUGUAAAAUACGAUUCCACUACAUACCGUCACUCGAGAAUAUUGGAUUGUAACUUAGUCUUAUGUGUAAUCCAUAGCUAUUACACUGUUUAACUAUAUCACAGUGCAGCUUUGUUUUCACAAAUUUUGAAAAACAAUAAAUCCAUUUUAUUAUAAUAUGGCACCUCGUGGGUGUUACCUGCUUCACUGUCCUUGGUUGAAGGAAUGCAUGCAAAAAAAAAGACCCAAAUACAUUCAUUCAGCUCCUGCUUUGGGGGGCUAGUUUUGGCCUAACUCCAUGAUUUAAAAAAAAAAAAAAAUGAUAUACUAUCAUUAAUUUUCACAGUAAACAAGACUUUCCUUCAAUGCAAGACAUUACUGGGGGGAAAAAAUGCAGGAAUAUGCCAUUGUUUCAACAUCUGCCUUUAAUUUACUCUUAUCUUUGAAUACUGUUGGUCCUCCGUUUCCCUUAGGUUUUACAGUGUGGGAUGUGUUUCUGCUAUGCAAGUUGUUUUUUAAGCAGUUGUUCAUAUCAAAGACAAAGAUGACGGAAGUCUAAUCGGGAAUUGUUAUAGGUAUGUUUGCUUUGGUAAUUAUUCCAUGCUUUUUUCCAAUUUGACGAACUUUAGCAAUUUCAUAAAACUGAGUAAACCCCUCAACAAAUUCACCACAGGGAUCUUACAGGAAUAAGUGGAUUCAAUCUGUGUAAUCAGUGAAAAACUGGGACAACAGGUAGAUUCUGGUAAUUAGAUAAAGUAGGCCACAUAUUACCUGUCCAGAUGUGUGGCCCCCUAAAUAAGUCUUCCCGUGAGGAAUCUGUGAAAAGAAAAUACGAAUAUAUUAGUGCUCUUUGCUCCUCCAGGUGGUUUCUGAAUUUGAGAGUGGAAUAAAUUCAAAAUACCUCCAUUGGGAAUACGGUCAUCGAGUUGUAGUACAGUAUUACCACCCAUCUGUCCCCCAGUGGGAUCAAAGAGGUCGCAGGGGCCGUCUUCAGUCUGAAGAUGUCGUCGCUCCCAUCACCGUCCGGAUCGUGGACCAGUACCUGCUUUGGGAACCUACCUGCGUGCUUCUAGAUCACAUAAACUUUCACAACUGUGUUCAACAGAGAAAGCGCCAGCGGGCCACCACAGCAUACUCUGUUCCUGCCAUGGGAAACCUGACUGACAAUACUUUCCUAGGGCCAGUUUGUUCGGUGUACCCAGACUCAAGAACCUUUUAUUAGGCUCCCGGAAAUGUCUUUGUAACUGGA
Messenger RNA from Xiphias gladius (swordfish), 4114 nucleotides. Its product is annotated as protein APCDD1-like. NCBI's taxonomy places the organism in Eukaryota, Metazoa, Chordata, Actinopteri, Istiophoriformes, Xiphiidae. Gene Ontology annotation, biological process: negative regulation of Wnt signaling pathway. Gene Ontology annotation, cellular component: plasma membrane. Gene Ontology annotation, molecular function: Wnt-protein binding. The transcript has 5 exons. The record is from RefSeq and is a predicted model, not a curated record. The coding region runs from base 403 to 1938 and encodes 511 amino acids.